This is a messenger RNA of Colletotrichum higginsianum IMI 349063, 525 nucleotides long. RefSeq names its product FUN34 protein. Gene Ontology annotation, molecular function: acetate transmembrane transporter activity. The transcript has 2 exons. The record is from RefSeq and is a predicted model, not a curated record. Bases 1 to 525 code for a protein of 174 amino acids. Gene Ontology annotation, cellular component: plasma membrane. NCBI's taxonomy places the organism in Eukaryota, Fungi, Ascomycota, Sordariomycetes, Glomerellales, Glomerellaceae.
AUGGCUGACAAUGGCUUCGCCAACAGGGAAAUGGCCGUCGGCAACACCUUCGGCGCCACGGCGCUCUCGUCCUACGGCGGCUUCUGGAUCGCCUACGGCAUCCUCCUGACGCCCGCCUGGGGCAUCAUCGCCCCGGACGGGCCCUACGCGGCCGACUACUCGGACCACUACUCGGCCGUCGGCUUCUUCCUGACGGGCUGGUUCAUCUUCACGACGCUGCUGCUCAUCUGCACCCUGCGCUCGACCGUCGUCUUCUUCCUGCUCUUCUUCACCCUCGACCUGGCCUUCCUCUUCCUCGCCUGCGAGAACUACGCCGCCAACAACGGCGCCAUGACGGCCAUGCGCAACCUGCAGAUCUGCGGCGGCACGUUCGGCAUGCUCGCCGCGUUCCUGGCGUGGUACUGCGCCCUGGCGGGUAUCCAAGAUGACAGCAACUCCUUCUUCCAGGUCCCCGUCUUCCACCUCCCGUGGUCCGACAAGGGCAAGGAGCUGCGCAAGGCCAAGAGCAACCGCUCGGUUGCGUAA